UUUUACUCUCUUCUCACUGAGGAUAUUUAAAGCUGGAAAACGAAAAGAGAAAGCUGUUUUUGUUUUCGACAGUCAUUUUCAGGGUGGGAUUGUUUCUUUUUUUUUCUCUCUCGUUUGUUUUGUUUUGUGUUUUGGGGCUGAACUGGUUCUCCACCCACAGGCGCAGGUGUGCCUACCUGUCCGCUCCAGAAGCCUCAAACACGGAAGACGUUCUGGGACCGACGGUCACACUGCGUCCACGGUGCGCGCACGACUUCUCAACCAGAAACAAGGCAGGUUAUCGAUCACUUUAAAGGCUCGAGCGCGAACGACUCCAGCGGGAGUUGGACCCGAUGGCUUCCGUCGGACCGACUCGCCCGGAGCCCGGGGAGACGGGCUCGCUCACGGGCAGCUCCGAGAAGCUGAGCUCCUCCGCCGUCAACCGCAUGCUGAUGGAGUUCCUCAUGUACUUCGGCCGGGCCGUGUUCCUCUUCUACCCCGUGUACCUGACGGGCUACCUGGGCCUGAGCAUCAGCUGGGUGCUGCUGUGCAUGAUGAUGAUCACCUGGUACCAGAAGAACCGGCAGUGGAAGGACGCGCGGAUCGGCUCCGCCAUCCAGUUCGUGGACAACGAAACCGACACGAUCAACGAGGAGCUGAAAGGAGCCUUGCAGAUGGCAUCAUGGGUGCAUUUCACUGAUGUGGAGAAAGCUAACUGGCUCAACAAGGUGCUGGAGCAGGCCUGGCCGUUCUUCGGGAUGUACAUGGAGAAGCUGCUGAAGGAAAACAUCCAGCCGGUCGUCAGGCAGUCCAACGGUGCUCUCAAGAUGUUCAACUUCACCAAAGUUCACUUUGGACACAUACCUCCAAAGAUCACUGGAAUCAAAGCGUUCACACACGAGGUGGAUCACAGGGAGGUGAUUCUGGACAUGAACAUCAGCUACGAAGGCGACGUGGACAUCGACGCUGAAGUGAAACCGCCGAUCACAGCUGGUGUAAAAGGAUUAAAACUCCAGGGGAUGAUCAGGGUGAUUCUGGAGCCUCUGAUUGGCCAGGCGCCGCUGGUGGGAGGGGUCACCUUCUUUUUCAUUCGCCGUCCGACGCUGCAGAUCAACUGGACGGGAAUGACCAACCUUUUGGACAGUCCUGCCUUCAGUUCACUGUCUGAAGACGCCAUUAUGGAUAUAAUCGCGUCUCUCAUGGUGCUGCCCAACCGCAUGUGCAUCCCCCUCAUUGACCAGGUCAAGGUCGACCAGAUGAGGUUUCCACUUCCUCGUGGUGUGGUGAGGGUCCACCUGCUGGAGGCCAGAGACCUGGUGGCGAAGGACACCUACAUGAUGGGGAUGGUGAAAGGCAAAUCGGACCCAUACGCCACGCUCAGGGUCGGCAACCGCAGCGUCAAGAGCAAGACCAUUAAAGAGAAUUUACACCCCAAAUGGGGAGAAGUAUACGAGUUCGUGGUCCACGAGGCCCCGGGCCAGGAGCUGGAGGUGGAGCUGUUCGACGAGGACACGGAUAAAGACGACUUCAUUGGGAGAUUUAACCUUGAUUUUGGAGAAGUGAAGAGGGAGAAGGAAAUGGAUCAGUGGUUUCCGCUGGAGGGCGUUCCCUAUGGUGAAAUUCAUCUCAAGCUGCAGUGGCUUUCCCUCCAGAGUGACUCCAGUCUGCUGACGGAGACCACCGACGGGCUCUCCUGUGCCAUGCUGGCCGUGUAUCUGGACGGUGCCUCGAACCUGCCGAAAGAUCACAGUGAGAUAGACGACUCACAUCACAGACAUGGGAAACACUCAAAGGAAGCGCGGCUCACGAGGCGAGUUGCCAACCCCAACUCGUACGUGGAGUUUUCCGUUGACGAAGAUGUCCAGAAAAGCCUGGUCAAAUAUGCAUCUAAAGACCCGGUGUGGGAGGAGGGCUUCACCUUCUUCAUCCGCAAUGCCAGAACACAGCAGCUCAAAGUUCAGGUGAAAGAGCACGAGAAGAAGACACAGCUCGGCGUUCUGAACAUACCGCUCACUCGCCUGCUGGAAACCUCCGACAUGACUCUGGACCAGCGCUUCCCUCUGGAUCGCUCUGGAGCCAGCAGCCAUAUCAAAAUGAAGGUCACGCUCAGGAUUCUCACUGUGGAGGAGCCGCCACCCAAAAUUAUCCUCACGCCUCCCCCUCCAAAAGCCCAAGACGGCGUCCAGAACGCGUCGGGAGGGAACUCCGGCUUCUCCUCUCGCACCGUGGCGUCCACCAGCAGCGUCCCCGCCGCCUCCUCCCCGCUGCGAGCGGCGUACUCCCAGAACGGUUUGAACGAGAGCUACCCGGCCCACCGCCGCGGCUCCUUCCUGGCUUCCGAGACCUCGAAGUCGCCGCCGUCCGCGUCGCACAUGCGUCGGUUCGACUCCCACAGCCUGCUUUCGGAGAACUCCAUGGCCUCGUCGCGCUUCGACCUGCUGGAGGGAGCUUCCUAUCCGGCAGCUCUGAGGAACCACCAGGGCUCACUUGGAGAGAUCGAGCUGAGCGUGCGCUACGCCACGCUGAGGAAGAAACUUAUCGUCCUCGUUAACUCCUGCAGAAACAUAUUCCCCUGCAGUGAGAACGGCACAGACUCCUACGUCCGCAUGUAUUUACUUCCCAAUCAGUCCUGGAUACACCGCAAGAGGACGCACGUCAAAAAGAAGACCGUCAAUCCGGUUUUCAAUGACAAGUUUGAGUAUGAUGUGACCCUUGAAGAAGCACAAACCAGGAUGUUGGACGUGUCGGUGAAAAACAACCGGUUAUUCCACAGGCGAGAGAGGAAGGACAUUGGCAUGGUGUUGAUUGAUCUCUCCCAGUUGGAUCUAGUCAAAGGCGUCACACAAUGGUAUGAGCUCACGCUGCCGGGCCUGAAAAAAUCUGUGUAGCUGAUGGAGUGCUGCUGCAGGGCCAGGUGGAGAACGACACAUCCCUUCACUUUACUCAUGAAAGCAGACCAGACUACAGUUUCAUCAAGGGAUCGAUCUCAGACAUGUCCACACCUUUUGUCUUGAUCCUGUUUCAUUUGCAAAUUUUAAAUACCGAACUGGCUCCUUCUUUACUGGUACGAUAAGCAUAUAUCACUUAAAUGUCAAAAAUGCUUAAGUCUCUGCAAAACCAGAAGAGAUGUGUUUUUUUUUUUCUUGUUUGUUUUUGUUUUUUUGUGUGCGCGCAAGGUCAACUGAGACAAAGCUAUACUUUUGUAUUUUUAUGUAAAUAUGUGUAUGUGCAGUUUUUAUAUUAUUAAAUAAAUUAAGCACAAUAUAUUGUUUUCGAGUAAUGUGGUUCUGAAAGGGUUAUUGAAUUGUGAACAACACACACUUUAACACUCAAUAAAACACAGUUUCAAAGCUUAGGCUUUGGGGCAGGUUACAAA
This is a messenger RNA of Salarias fasciatus (jewelled blenny), 3355 nucleotides long. Its product is annotated as extended synaptotagmin-3-like. NCBI's taxonomy places the organism in Eukaryota, Metazoa, Chordata, Actinopteri, Blenniiformes, Blenniidae. The record is from RefSeq and is a predicted model, not a curated record. The transcript is spliced from 23 exons. Gene Ontology annotation, molecular function: phosphatidylinositol binding; calcium ion binding; calcium-dependent phospholipid binding. The coding region runs from base 333 to 2867 and encodes 844 amino acids. Gene Ontology annotation, cellular component: endoplasmic reticulum membrane. Gene Ontology annotation, biological process: lipid transport.